This is a messenger RNA of Triticum dicoccoides, 1107 nucleotides long. RefSeq names its product zinc finger A20 and AN1 domain-containing stress-associated protein 6-like. The transcript has 2 exons. Bases 172 to 657 code for a protein of 161 amino acids. Gene Ontology annotation, molecular function: zinc ion binding; DNA binding. Lineage: Eukaryota; Viridiplantae; Streptophyta; Magnoliopsida; Poales; Poaceae. The record is from RefSeq and is a predicted model, not a curated record.
ACACGCAUAAAACAACAAGGACGCCAACAAAAUAACAAGAUCAGAAUUCUAUCCCCCGGAAGAACAGGCGGAGGGGAGGCGAGGAGAGGAGAACGACGAGAGCGAGGACCCGAUCCCCGCCGUGCCGUCUCCUCCGUGUUUCCGAUCGGUCGCCCGGUCCUCCCGCUAGAAAUGGCGCAAGAGAGUUGGAAAGAGGCAGAGGAUACGGGUGUCCACGCGCCCGAGGCUCCGAUAAUGUGCAUCAACAACUGUGGCUUCUUCGGCAACCGGAUGACCGAAAACAUGUGCUCGAAGUGUUACCGAGACACUGUCAAGGCCAAGAAGAUGGCCCUUCUAGUUGAGAACAAAACUGCCGCUGCUGUUGCAUCGUCACCCACACCAUUGGUGGCCGAGAUCAAGGAUGAAGCGUCUGCCUCAGCCAAAGAAGGAAAACAAGUAGCCGAGGAGGAGGCGCCGAAGCCACCGAGCAACCGCUGCCUGUCGUGCCGGAAGAAGGUCGGGCUGACGGGGUUCAAGUGCCGCUGCGGAGACACCUUCUGCUCGAUGCACCGCUACGCCGACGCGCACGAUUGCAAGUUCGACUACAAGCAGGCCGGCAGGGAGCAGAUCGCCCAGCAGAACCCCGUGGUCAAGGCUGACAAGGUCACCAGAUUCUGAUGGAGGUUCUGCUGCAGGAGCCCUCCAGCUCGUUUAUUUCCUCUAUGAUGAUGAUGAUGAUGCUUGGUCCGUCAGGUUUACUUGAGAAUUGUGUGUCUACCAUCCUCCUGGAAUGUACUUUGCCGAUGAACCCGCCUUCGACAAACACCACCAACCGAUGCCCGUCCGACGGCCGUCAAUGGGCCAUUGCUCCGGGUUGGCCGCGCCUUCAAGGGCUGUAUAAUGUUGGUGUUUGUGUGGGAGGAACAUUCAUUGGCACAGGUGCACUUCUGUUUAUUUACAUAUAUCAAUAAUGUGAAUGUAAAUAUUUAUCCUUUAACAGUAUGCAGUUCAACUGAUUAAACUGUUAUAUGCUCAAGGCUUGGCAGGUUUCCGUGGUCACCUGUUAGUGUAAAUCAUUGUACAUUUCGGUGUGUUAUGUGUUCAAAUCAGCAAUACUUGUGCAUUUUA